Molecule: messenger RNA, 1644 nt
Organism: Neodiprion fabricii
Lineage: Eukaryota; Metazoa; Arthropoda; Insecta; Hymenoptera; Diprionidae
Gene: FucTB
Product: alpha-(1,3)-fucosyltransferase 10
Exons: 7
Coding region: 81-1406 (441 amino acids)
Cellular component (GO): membrane
Molecular function (GO): alpha-(1->3)-fucosyltransferase activity
Source: RefSeq, a predicted model, not a curated record
ACUUGGAGGUAUCCUCAACCAUUGUCGUACGCACAAGCGUUGGCACAAGCAGCUACAACCCAAUGUAACUCUUGUGAAAAAUGGCAUGCUAUUUGAGAAAAUGUCUUUGGGUAACGCUCGCUGCAAGCAGUAUAUUCAUUAUUUCUCAGUUUUGGCUUAUGCGCAUCUACGAGGGUUAUGAAAUACCAUUCGAAGAUAUCAAGGUUCCAGUGAUACUGUGGUGGACACCUUUCACAGGUAAUCAGGGCCGAUUGGAACACUGUGGUCAAGUCAAGUGUUAUUUCACACAGAAUCGAACCUUUGUAUCGCACAAUUUCCUCAGCAGCAUUUUAUUUUAUGGUAGUAAUAUUGAAUUUGACGAAUUACCUUUGCCACGGAGAGGUAGUAUUGACUGGGGACUACUGCACGAAGAAUCACCUAGAAAUAUUCCCAUGCUAACAUCGGAAACUGCUCUUGCUUUAUUCAAUCACUCAGCAACUUUUAGUCGGUUUAGUGAUGUGCCAUUGACUUUGGUUGAUUUAGACAGUGAAGAAGACUUGAUAGGGACAAAAUAUUUUGUACCAUUAGAGGAAAAAAGUAGAUUAAUAAGGGAGAAAGGACUCGCACCAUUGCUGUACAUUCAAUCAGAUUGUAAUACAGCAAGCAUGAGAGAUUCAUACGUUAAGGAACUCAUGGAGUAUAUUUCCAUUGAUUCUUAUGGAGCAUGUUUAAAUAAUAAAAAACUCCCAGAAAGGUUGAGACUAGACCAUGUGAGCUCCUUAAGAGACAGUGAAUUUCUUUCCUUGACAGCUCAGUACAAAUUUACGCUAGCCUUUGAAAAUGCAGUUUGUGAUGAUUACAUCACUGAAAAAUUAUGGAGACCGCUGAUGGUUGGAUCAAUACCGGUAUACUACGGCUCGCAAUCUUUCAAGGAUUGGCUACCAAAUAAAAAUUCAGCUAUAUCCGUGAGAGACUUUGCAGGGCCCAAGGAACUUGCAAAUUUCUUGCUCCUCCUGACAACAGAUGAGUCACGCUAUAGCGAGUAUAUCUCGCACAAGAUAUCUAGAAAUUUAAAUGAACGAAUAACAAAUCCUCGUCUUCGGAAUGCUCUAAGCAAUCGGGAAAAAGAUGUACCGAAUGAAUUUGGAAAUUACGUCCGGUCAUUUGAAUGUCUAGUCUGUCAAAGAUCAUUCGAUAAAUUAGAGGAACGGAAUUCUUAUAUUGUCAAUAAGGUUCACUACAAUUGCCCGCUACCUGUGAAUCCGCUGACCAAUACAGUAGAUAAAAGCAAUUUUUGGGUGGAUGAAUUCAUUAUUGGUAGAUGCAAAGCAAAAUUAUUGGCUCAACUAGUCUUGCGUAAUAUAAGCAUUGAUCGACAGAGUUUUGAUGAACAAUUGUCAACAUUUGAUCCAGAAAGAGAUUGCUGAAAUAAAAAUAUUGUUCUUAAUUACGGUAUAUUUACUUUGAAUUCUAUGUAAAAAAAACAGAAUAACCGUAUUUACUUUGCUUCGGCACUUUUCUACAGAGCUCAUCAAAAUUACACAGAUGUUGCCAGGGUACCACUUCUAUUCAGUUAAAAGUCUAGUAGAUGUGGAAAAGAUUGAAUUGAGCGAUUCAAUAUGAAAGUUUUCACAAUCAGUGGCGAAAUCGAUCGAGUGAACCUCA